UCACUUGCUCGCUGACUCUUCUAGCGCCCUUCCCGCUCCCGGGCCGGAAGUGCGAUGGCUUGCCGCUCUUGCGUCGUUGGCUUCAGCAGCUGUGAGGUGAUCCCGGAGGGCGGCCCCCGGCCUGGGACCUUGGAAUGGGGCAGCUGUGGGGCCCCCCAGCCGGGCUUCAGCUCCCGCAGCCUCACAGGCUGCCAGCCGAUUGGCACCAAGGUGACCUUAAACCCCAGCCUGCUGGUGCCCCUGGACCUGAAGGUGGACCCAGCCAUCCAGCAGCAGAAAAACCAGGAGAAGGAGGAGAUGAAGAUCCUCAAUGAUAAGUUUGCCUCCCUGAUUGGCAAGGUGCAAGCCCUGGAGCAGCGCAACCAACUGCUGAAGACCCGCUGGAGCUUCCUGCAGGGCCAGGACUCAACCACCUUCGACCUAGGGCACCUCUACGAGGAGUACCAGGGCCGGCUACAGGAGGAGCUGCGCAGAGUGAGGCAGGAGCGAGGACAGUUGGAAGCCGACCUACUGCAGGUGGUCCAGAAGGUGGAGGAGUUUCGAAUCAGGUAUGAGGAUGAGAUCUCCAAGCGCACAGACAUGGAGUUCACCUUCGUCCAGCUGAAGAAGGACCUGGACACAGAGUGUCUUCGACGGACUGAACUGGAAACUAAGUUAAAAGGCCUGCAGAGUUUCGUGGAGCUGAUGAAAACCAUCUAUGAGCAGGAGCUGAAGGACCUGGAAGCCCAAGUAAAGGACGUGUCAGUGACCAUGGGCAUAGACAAUCGUUGCCACAUUGACCUGAGCAGCAUCGUGGAGGAGGUGAAGGCCCAGUACGAUGCCAUCGUGGCACGCAGCCUGGAGGAGGCAGAGGCAUACUCCCGGAGCCAGCUGGAGGAACGAGCUGCCCGCUCUGCAGAGAUCGGGACUAGCCUGCAGAGCAGCCGCAGCGAGAUCGCAGACCUCAACGUGGGCGUCCAGAAGCUCCGAUCCCAGAUCCUCUCCAUCAAGAGCCACUGCCUGAAAUUAGAGGAGAACAUCAAGGUCGCGGAGGAGCAGGGUGAGCUGGCUUUCCAGGACGCCAAGGACAAGCUGGCCCAGUUGGAGGAGGCCCUGCAGCAGGCCAAGAGGGACAUGGCAUGGCAGCUGCGCGAGUACCAGGAGCUCAUGAACACCAAGCUGGCCCUGGACAUCGAGAUCGCCACCUACCGCAAGCUGGUGGAGGGCGAGGAGAGCCGGAUGGAGCUGCCCUCAGCCUCCGCCGUGGUCAGUGCUGUACAGUCCCAAUGCAGAACUGCCCCUCCCUUGCCCCAUCCCCUAUUUCCCCUGUAGCUGCCUCCAAGUUAGGCCCCUCCAAGGCCCCCUCCCGGAAGAAGAGGAAGAACACCAAAGGCCACGUGAUCAAAAUCACCGAAAUGUCAGAGAAGUUCCUCUC
Molecule: messenger RNA, 1414 nt
Organism: Loxodonta africana (African savanna elephant)
Lineage: Eukaryota; Metazoa; Chordata; Mammalia; Proboscidea; Elephantidae
Gene: KRT80
Product: keratin 80
Exons: 9
Coding region: 55-1311 (418 amino acids)
Biological process (GO): intermediate filament organization; keratinization
Cellular component (GO): keratin filament
Molecular function (GO): structural constituent of skin epidermis
Source: RefSeq, a predicted model, not a curated record